This is a messenger RNA of Bolinopsis microptera, 685 nucleotides long. Its product is annotated as BTB and MATH domain-containing protein 38-like. Gene Ontology annotation, molecular function: protein binding. The transcript has 4 exons. Lineage: Eukaryota; Metazoa; Ctenophora; Tentaculata; Lobata; Bolinopsidae. The coding region runs from base 71 to 493 and encodes 140 amino acids. The record is from RefSeq and is a predicted model, not a curated record.
UAUAGGAAAUGAAAGUAAAGUGAGGUCUGGUGUGCUGUGUGAGUGAGAAUAUUCUAGAAACUGGAGUGUUAUGUCUACAGAUUGGCGGGCGUGGCUCUGGAAGACUCUCGGGGAGCAAUUUAAUGUUCCGGCUCUCAGUGACUGUGUGCUUCUUGUAGCGGGAAAAAAAGAAGAGAAGAAAGAAAAAGUGUAUGUGCACAAGCUCGUCCUAUCUCUACAUAGUCCUAUUCUUGGUAGGCAACUCUUCAGUGCCCAUGGAGCUAAACAGGAGUUGGACCUGAGCGAAACUGAACGUGAUAUAGACACCUUCACGGAGUUCAUGCAGUGUCUCUACGAUAACGGGGCCUCCAUUACCAACGAUAAUGUUGACACUAUGCUAGGGCUAUCCCGCAAGUACCAGGUACGGUGGCUUCAAAUGAGGUGUCUGAACCACAUAGCUAGACAUUUCUCAAACGAUGACGCACUUUACAUGGUUAUAUCUGAGGGCUACUGAAGAGUGAAAACCAGAAUCAUGAGAAAUAUGUGGAACUUAUUCUGUAUUCAGAUGAUUAUUGCGUAUUACUUUAAUUUCUCGUUAAUGUUUGAUCGCUGAUUUUGACAUUCCAUGAAGUCAGCAGUGGACAAAAUAAAAAUUCCAAUUUAAAGUUCGAACCAGAAUUUUGUACAAGUUUUGUUACUUUACAUA